Molecule: messenger RNA, 6525 nt
Organism: Girardinichthys multiradiatus
Lineage: Eukaryota; Metazoa; Chordata; Actinopteri; Cyprinodontiformes; Goodeidae
Gene: kcnt1a
Product: potassium sodium-activated channel subfamily T member 1a
Exons: 31
Coding region: 112-4005 (1297 amino acids)
Biological process (GO): potassium ion transport
Cellular component (GO): membrane
Molecular function (GO): intracellular sodium-activated potassium channel activity
Source: RefSeq, a predicted model, not a curated record
AUUAGACAAACCGUUUGCUUCCAGGCUCUAUGCGCGUAGGUGGAGAACACAAAACACUUCAAAAUGUACCUGCAUAGGUGAGACGCACAAGUACAAGAAGCGAUAACUUUCAUGUUACAAGAUCUUUAUUUUAGUUUGGAAAAACACUCCUGCCAGGCAGAUCGCCCUCCGAUGCAAUUAACCGAGAAAGACGACUUAGUGAAUGACUCCACGCCGACCGCUGCAACCCUCAAGUCGGACAGAAGCGCCGGGUCUCCGGCCAAAAUGUGCAGCGAAUGCUACGUGAAUCAGUCAUUUGUGAACGACGAUGGAACCGUGAGCGCCCAUAAACUACGCUCUUCCCCAGCACCACUUCAGACUAAUAGCAGCCGCAGCAGUGGCGUUAUCCUAGAUAUCUCCUCGUUGAAGAUGGAGCAGUUGGAGAGCGAAGUUCCUCCGCUACCGCCCCGUUUUCGUUUUAGAGACCUGCUGCUCGGGGACCAAAACUUCCAGAAUGAUGACAGGGUGCAGGUCGAGUUUUACGUAAAUGAAAACACCUUCAAGGAGCGUCUGAAGCUUUUCUUCAUUAAAAACCAAAGAUCAAGCCUUAGGAUUCGUGUGUUUAACUUCUGCCUGAAGCUGCUAACCUGUCUGCUGUACAUCAUCCGAGUGAUGACAGACAGACCUGGUCAGGGCACCAGUGGCAGCCACAGCUCGGUGCAACAAAGCACUCCAAAUGGCAACAACAAAUGUGUCGACUGCCAGUGGAAUGGAUCAGUGCAGGACAGAGAAAUUAACUGGGACUUGAUCUUCUGGGUGGAGAGGAAGGCUCCAGUCUGGGCCAUUCAAGUGAUUGUGGCCAUCAUUAGUUUCCUGGAGACUAUGUUGCUCAUGUAUCUGAGCUACAAGGGGAAUAUUUGGGAACAGAUAUUUCAAGUUUCCUUUCUUCUGGAGAUGAUCAACACAGUUCCCUUCAUAAUUACGAUCUUCUGGCCUUCAAUAAAGGACAUUUUCAUUCCUGUGUUUCUCAACUGCUGGCUAGCUAAAUGUGCAUUGGAGAACAUGAUUAAUGAUGUCCACAGAGCAAUCCAGAGAACAAAUUCAGCCAUGUUCAACCAGGUCAUAAUUCUCAUCUGCACCCUGCUGUGCCUCGUCUUUACUGGCACAUGUGGAAUUCAGCACCUGGAGCGAGCGGGCCAGAACCUCUCCCUCUUUAAUUCCUUCUACUUCUGCAUCGUCACCUUCUCCACUGUCGGCUUUGGAGAUGUGACACCGCGCAUAUGGCCCUCCCAGCUGCUCGUAGUCAUCAUGAUCUGUGUGGCUCUGGUGGUGCUUCCUCUUCAGUUUGAGGAGCUGAUCUACCUGUGGAUGGAGAGGCAGAAGUCUGGAGGGAACUACAGCCGCCACAGAGCUCAGACGGAAAAACAUGUAGUUUUGUGUGUCAGUACACUCAAAAUAGACCUGCUCAUGGACUUUCUCAAUGAAUUCUACGCACACCCCAGAUUGCAGGAUUACUAUGUGGUGAUCCUAUGCCCGAGUGAAAUGGACCUUCAGGUGCGAAGAGUCCUGCAGAUUCCCCUGUGGUCUCAGAGAGUCAUCUAUUUGCAAGGGUCUGUUCUCAAAGACCAGGAUCUACUCAGAGCAAAAAUGGAUGACGCAGAGGCUUGUUUCAUUCUGAGCAGUCGUAAUGAGGUUGAUCGAAUGGCUGCGGACCACCAGACCAUCCUGAGAGCUUGGGCUGUGAAAGACUUUGCUCCAAACUGUCCUCUAUAUGUCCAGAUACUCAAACCUGAAAAUAAGUUUCAUGUUAAAUUUGCAGAUCAGGUUGUGUGCGAGGAGGAGUUCAAGUACGCCAUGUUGGCUCUCAACUGUGUGUGCCCCGCCACUUCCACCUUGGUCACGCUCCUAGUUCACACCUCCCGCGGACGAGAAGGACAGCAGUCUCCGGAGCAGUGGCAGAGGAUGUACGGAUGUUGCUCUGGCAACGAGGUCUACCACAUCCGACUGUGCGACAGCAAGUUCUUUGGAGAGUAUAAUGGCAAAAGCUUUACGUACGCCUCCUUUCAUGCUCACAAGAAGUAUGGAGUAUGUCUCAUCGGCAUAAAGAGGGACGACAACAAGAGCAUCCUGCUGAACCCUGGUCCACACCACAUCAUGGCUGCCACAGAUACCUGCUACUACAUCAACAUUACCAAAGAGGAGAACUCAGCCUUCAUCUUCAAAGAGGAGGAGAGGAAGGGCCGUCCUACUGGAGGAAUCUUUGAUGGGCCCUCACAGCUUCCUGUGCACAGCAUCAUUGCAAGCAUGGGUACCGUUGCCAUGGAUCUUCAGAAUACAAGUCCACCCAACGUUUCUGGGGGCAAACUGGUCCCGCCUACUGUAAAUGGGACAGGCAGCCGCCGACCCAGCAUUGCUCCAGUUCAAGAAAUUGCUGACUCUGCCUCGAUCCUGCCAUGUGACCUCCUAGGUGACCAGUCAGAAGAUGACACUGUCUUUACAGACGAAAAGGGACGCUCGUCCACUGAGUAUGUGAAAGGUUAUCCUCCUAACUCUCCAUACAUUGGGAGCUCGCCCACCUUAUGCCAUCUGUUGGCUGAAAAAGCACCAUUUUGCUGCCUACGACUAGACCAGGGCUGCAUGCACAACAGCUUUGAGGAUGCUAAGGCUUAUGGCUUCAAGAACAAGCUCAUCAUUGUUUCAGCUGAGACUGCAGGAAAUGGUCUCUAUAACUUUAUAGUGCCUCUCAGAGCUUAUUACAGACCUAGGAAGGAGCUGAACCCCAUUGUCUUGCUGCUGGAUAACCCUCCUGAUAAUCACUUCCUGGAAGCCAUUUGUUGUUUCCCAAUGGUGUACUACAUGUCUGGGUCCAUAGACAAUCUGGACAGCCUGCUCCAGUGUGGUAUUAUUUAUGCUGAUAACUUGGUGGUGGUCGAUAAAGAGAGUACAAUGAGUGCAGAGGAGGACUACAUGGCCGACGCCAAAACUAUUGUCAAUGUACAAACUAUGUUCAGGCUGUUUCCAAGUCUAAGUAUUAUCACAGAGCUUACACAUCCAUCCAACAUGAGGUUCAUGCAGUUUAGAGCAAAGGACUGCUAUUCGCUGGCUCUUUCCAAGCUUGAGAAGAAAGAGCGAGACAAAGGCUCCAACUUGGCCUUUAUGUUUCGCCUACCCUUCGCCGCAGGCAGAGUGUUCAGUAUCAGCAUGUUGGACACCCUCCUCUAUCAGUCUUUUGUAAAGGACUACAUGAUUCUUAUUGCUAGACUGCUGCUGGGACUGGACACCACUCCUGGAUCAGGAUUCCUAUGUGCUGUGAGUCACAUACAAUGCCUUGCAAAGAUGAAAAUAACAGAGGAGGAUCUUUGGAUCGGUACCUACGGGAGACUGUUCCAAAAACUUUGCUCCUCCAGUGCUGAAAUUCCCAUUGGCCUCUAUCGCACAGAGUCUCACAUUUUCACCACUUCAGAGUCUCAGGUCUCGAUGAGUGUUGACGACUGCGAAGACACAAAAGACAGAGGGGACGAGUCUCGCAGCAAUGACCAGUCGGAUUACCCCAUGCUGAGGAAGAAGAGUAUGCAAUGGGCACGGCGUCUCAGUAAGAAAAGCGUGAGGUGGCAGGGGGGCAGCCGGGACUUGAGUAAAGACCAUGCCCAGCGCAUAGCUCAGCAGCGGCUCAACCUCUACAGACGCUCUGAGAGGGAAGAGCUGUCCGAGUUGGUCCGUAACCGCAUGAGGCAUCUGGGCCUCCCCACGUCAGGAUACGAUGAUCUGACAAAUCUGACAGCCAGUGAUGUCAUGAAUAGAGUCAAUUUGGGAUACUUACAAGAUGAGCAGAAUGACCACCAGAACACUUUGUCUUAUGUCCUCAUUAACCCUUCUCAUGAUACCAGGCUGGAGAUCAAUGAUAUUGUAUAUUUGAUUCGUUCUGACCCUCUGGCUCAUGUUCCUGAGGUGCGUCCUGUCCACAGCGGCAGCCUGAAAGAGAGACGCGAGUCCAGCUUGGACACCAGAGAGGACAUCCCACUUUGACACAACGCUGGUCUUUAACUGAUUCUCCCGGAUCAGUCCCCUCACAGUUUGGGUCUGAAGACGAUGAUUUGGGUUGUAGUUCUUUCAGUGCUCAAGCCCACAAAUGUAUAAUGUGAGUGCCUACUAUCUGUCUGAUCAUAUUGGAUAUCAUGUAUUCCAUUUUCAUCUUCUUGCUGCCAAUGCUGUACAUACGAAUACUGCAUCAGUCUCUUUUCAGCUCUUUGAAUAUUCAGAGAUUUCAGGGAGGCUCAUUCUACUUGCUGUUGUUUAGAAUUAAAGUGAAUUUCUUAGAUUUGUAUCUAUAGUUUACCUAAUACUUACAUUUACAUUAAUUUUACUUUAAUCUGAGGUUCAUAUAUUUGGUAAUCCACAAGUUACAGGCUUUAACCAACUUUUUAAAUCUCUUUUCCAUUGUGGAAAACAAGGAGUAUAACAGACGGAUGAUUAACCUUUCAUGGUUCACACAUUUGAUUGUUUACAAGUCUGCUAAAAUUGUACAGCUACAAUCAAACAUAUAUAUUUGUAGCUAAAUCGUAGAGGUAGUUCAUCAGUGCCAUUAAAGUAUAGGUUAGUUGUUUAUGUGCAAAUAAUGGUGGUUAUUUAUAUGUUCAUCAGAGCAGAUCAUGUCUUUGGUUUUAGCUCCAAAAGGACUCUGUGCUAAUUAUUCAGCAUGAUGCCAUACAGAUUUGGUUUGUUUUUGGUUCUACUUAGGCAUGGACCAGUGAUUGGUGUCAAAGUAUACUAAGGUUUUAGAUUUUUCAUCACAUAGCUCCUAAGGUUCAAAAGUCCAUUUAAUGAGAGGCCAAAUAAAAUGCAGGAAACACUGGUGAUUUAUCCAGGUGUAUAAAGCCUCUAGUGCAUUGAAAAGCUGUUUUAAGUUAUGAUUUUAUUGAUGGGGGGGCUGUCCAAGUCAGCCUGGCUCUAUCUGGCUGUACCACCCUUGGCAUCUUUUUUUUUAUGUCAUUUGUUGCCAUCAAUGUGUCUUUUUGAACACUGUGGAGGGAUUUUGGCUCACUAUUCUUUGCAGAUUUGUUUUAAUUCAGCCACAAUGGUCACAAACUGAUGACAUUCUCCAUCAGGGUUAUUUUAUAGACAACAUCGUUUUUUAUCAACAAUGGCAGGUUGCUCAGGUCUGUAAGCAGAAAAGCAACUGCAGACCAUCUCACUACAAACACCACGUUUGACUGUUAUGAUAUUCUUUUGCUGAAAUGCUGUAUUAGUUUUGGCUUUGUCUCGUCAGUCCACAAAAUAUUUUCAAAGAAAUCUUGGGAGACAAUAAAGACAUUUUUGGCAAAUAUGUGACAUGCAACUUUGUGUUCUUUUUGAUCAGUAGUUGUUUUAACCUUGGAACUCUGCCAUGAAUGAUAUUUUUGCCUACUCUCUUUCUGCCAGUUGAAUACUGAACACUGACUUUGAGGCAAAUGAGGCCUGCAGAGCAUUAGUAGUUGUCAUGUGUACUUUUGUGACCUUCCAGAUGAGUUUUUGCUUUUAUAGUAAUUUUGGUUGGUGGGCCACUCCUGGGAAGGUUCCCAACUGUUUCAUUUGGUCUCCACUUGUGGUUAUUGGCCCUCACUGGGGUUUCAUGAAGUCCCAAAGCCUUAUAAAUUGCAUUGUAACUCUUUCUAGACUAACAAAUGUCAAUUACUUUGUUCCUGUAUUUAUUUGAAUUGGGGCAUAAUAUUUUGCUGUUUGAGAGCUUUUUUUAGCCUACUUCAUGUUGUUAGACAGGUUCCACAUGUUAGGCAAUUAACAGGGUGGUGUUUGGCUAGUGAAAAUGAAGCAACAAAUGUUUUUUUUUAUAUUUGUAAUAAAUAUUAAAAUGUACUUGAUCUGAAACACUGUGAUGAUCGCCAAUCAGUUAUCUGAAAAGGAGGUUGCUACUCUUUUCCCACCUUGUAGGAGAAAAUAAAUCCACCAAUCACUCAAGUGGCAUGCAUAUGAAGCAGCUGGCUACCUGAGCAGAUAGCCUGACAGAUUAAUAUUAUUAAUAACCUCAACUUGUUAAGCAGAACUGGGAAAAAGCUGUAUUAAGCACUUAAAACUUUCACUAAAUUGUGUGGAUCUCUAUCAAAAUACUUUGCUGAAGUAUAUGUACGUGAAUAAAAUAAUUGACGAAAAACAUUAAUAUGACUGUAACAACCUAUAUGCUACAUUAUUUUAACCACAGCAGCAGAAAUAAUUACCACCUUUCUGUUGGGUUUCUGUUGAGUAGGAAUGAAAGGAGCUGGAUGGUUUAAAUUUUGUUGUUUAAAUACAGUGACCCUGAUUAGCAGACAGUGAGAAUCUCACACCAGUCCAUGCCUAUUUUCACAAUAUCAGGAAUCAGAGAACAUCGUGUCACUUUGAAAACUGCUCUAUGAAAGCGUUGCUUAUUUACAUAAGUUGUGAUUGUUUGAGCAAGGUGUUUAUCACUUAUGACUUUUUGCAUUUACUGUAGGUCUGACUUGGAACCAAUUUCAGUGUUGACUAUAUUUGUACUUGAGCAUAGUUUUAUGUGCACAUUAAAGUGCUCUAAAAUAC